This is a messenger RNA of Alternaria alternata, 2016 nucleotides long. RefSeq lists its product as hypothetical. Gene Ontology annotation, biological process: regulation of DNA-templated transcription. The coding region runs from base 451 to 1794 and encodes 447 amino acids. The record is from RefSeq and is a predicted model, not a curated record. Gene Ontology annotation, molecular function: RNA polymerase II cis-regulatory region sequence-specific DNA binding; DNA-binding transcription factor activity, RNA polymerase II-specific. The transcript has 2 exons. NCBI's taxonomy places the organism in Eukaryota, Fungi, Ascomycota, Dothideomycetes, Pleosporales, Pleosporaceae.
AUACCAACACCGUGGCGGUUUGACACGGCUGAAGUUUUUACUUGUCGAUUCGCCCGCUGCGCACGGAUGUGUUCACGACCUCUCGAAGUGUCGUCUCCCAUAUGCACUCUAGUUUGGCGUGGAUUGCGAACUUUGGAAGGUACGACGCACGAGAGGAAAUAUUGGUAGUUUCCAUAAAGCAAAUAGGGAGUACAUGCAGCGCCUUGAUGCUAGGCUCAAAUGCAGCAAAGUUGAAACACGGCAAUGUGUAGGCUGUCCAAUGGCGAGCCCUAACUAAAUCAGUAUGCCUCCAGCCUCCCUCAGCCUUAUCCGAAGUCACAAACAGAUCUAACCUGGAUGUAUAUGUCUAAAACCCUAUGCCUCCGACGCUCCUUCGGCUUAAUAUGAAAGCGAUUUCUCUAUGAGAUCUAAAGGAAACUUACAGCCUAAGUAACCUCCUAUCAACACAUCAUGGCCAUUCUACCAAACGUCGUCUAUCCACCGAAUAUCCUCCGGCCACGCACUGUCAUUGAGAAUAGUCUAAGUGGUGGUGGAAUCGCCGGAGUUGUCCUUGGCUCCCUAUGCGGUCUCCUCAUUCUCCUAAUCAUCUUUUGGACGUAUGCGCAGCGAAAAAGACGAGGUAGUCGGAACACACAAUCACGUCGUCAAUGCGAUCCGAGGGGCGAUGGGGUACCAAACUUAAAACAACACGCAACAGCCUCCACUCGAGAGUCCACCGUCCCUACACAAGCAGUACCCGGCAUCACUCCCUUGGAGAUCGACAGCAUCACCACUGUCAAUCCUUGGAAAGUGGAGUACCAGCCCAACCCAGUUAUGUUUCCUCAUUUAUCAGCCCCAAUCGGGAAUAUUCAUUAUGAGGAUGAGGAAGAAGGUGUAGUUUUCAGUACGAAUCAGACAAGCCUACGAAGACCCGAAAGCAUAAUCGAGGUGUGCGGCACAAGAUCGAACAGCUUUGGGACCCCGUCAGCGAUAUAUGCAGCGGCCAAUGGACCUGGAUCCAGAGGUACUUCGCCGCCGCUUCAAGCUAUCAAUAUCAGAUCUUCUGGUGAUUCAGUACCCCCUCUGAAGUCUAGUAGAUCAGAUCUACCAAUGGACAAUAUUCUGCCUGUCAUGACGUCAGAAGUCCCUACGACCUACGAAAGCAAGAGUCCAUGUCAGAGUGGGCUUGGGACGGUCGAAAUAAUCAACACUACCCCAAUCAAAUCGUCGGAGCUAUAUCCAGGCAAUUCUGACACUGGUGUCACGGUUGUAUCGUCACCGAGGUCUUUCACAGAGGCGAGCAGUAGCACAAGGACCUUAUCCCUGCAGGCAUCUUCACGCACCUCGCCGACCGGUAAUCCAUCAGUAUCAAAAGUCACUAUAUUUCCUUCCAAAUCGAUCGAAGCAGAUACUGAUCCGGUGUAUCCGUGUUCUAUUUGCCACCUCAAGUUUCGAACACCAGGCCUGAGAAGAACCCAUCAGAAUCGUAAACACAACCUCCGAUAUUCGUGCGGAAUAUGUGAUUCACGAUUUGGGCUCCGUGCGGACCUUCGACGUCACGAAAACAGUGUCCAUCGAGGUGAUCUUCAUGACUUUCCUACAAAAGUGUUCCAAUGCCCGAACAUUGGCUGCUCGGAUCCACAAAAGACGUACGCCCGAAAAGAUAACUUCAGUAGACAUGUCAAUCGUUGCGAGAGGGCUAUUGUCAAAGCGAAGUCACUACAUGAUGCAGGCAUGGAAAAGCGCGAGGGUAACCACAGACACUGGAAAAUGCCGAGCCAGACCCGGGAACAUGAUCCAGAUGUGGCAAUGUGAGGCAGACCGGGUGCUUUUGGAGGACUCUCAUUCGAACCAAUGGAUGGCUCAAUACUCUACGAUAGCCAGGUCGAAGCAUACACGCAUCGCGCUGGUUGCCCUUCGCAGGACUUCACGGAGAAACUAUGCGUCUCCGGAAUUGUAUCAUAGGGCAACUUUUCACAGCGGCGACAUGCAUGCAUCGUAUCUCUCGCUUUGUGCCAAUGAGAGAGAGGAUGUAGA